Myotis brandtii (Brandt's bat) is the source of this 3997-nucleotide messenger RNA. RefSeq names its product zinc finger protein 629 (gene ZNF629). Lineage: Eukaryota; Metazoa; Chordata; Mammalia; Chiroptera; Vespertilionidae. Gene Ontology annotation, cellular component: nucleus. Gene Ontology annotation, biological process: central nervous system development; negative regulation of transcription by RNA polymerase II. The record is from RefSeq and is a predicted model, not a curated record. The transcript is spliced from 3 exons. Bases 550 to 3156 code for a protein of 868 amino acids. Gene Ontology annotation, molecular function: RNA polymerase II cis-regulatory region sequence-specific DNA binding; DNA-binding transcription repressor activity, RNA polymerase II-specific.
CUCGAGGUCCGAGGUCAGGGCCUGGGCCUAGGUCUGCUCCAAGCACUAGCUCCCUGGGUCUCCCCACUUCCACACUCAUGGCGGCCUGGUCGUUAACCCCUUCCCUCCACUCUGCUCCGCCGAGUUGGAAUGUGUGGACACAGUCCAGGUGCCCGGCUCACCUGCCCCCGCAGCACCCCCCGGCCUCCUGCACAGGCAGCCCCUGCUUCCACCUCCCGAGACAUUAGCCGGGGGAGGGGAGAGGUUCAUGGCCCAAGGAGCUAGAGAUGAAGAAAUUAAUUCACUUCCUAAAAUCUCACUCCGUCUCCCCUGCUGCUACGUAACAGGCUCCUCUAGCUCCUGCUGCACUUGGGUUACCUCCCAGCGGCCGCCUCCCGAGUCCCAGGUGCCUGCCGGUACCACGGCCCCCAGCACGGUACCCAUCCCAGAAGCUCCCCCUGGGACCCCCGAGGCCUCACACUGCGGGAAGUGAGCACAGCUCGGGUCCUGCUCCCUCACGCACAGCACCUGCUCGGGGGUCCCUGGAACCAGGCAGCCCUGAGCUCCGGGAUGGAGCCCGAAGCAGUGCUGUGGGGCCCGGAUCUGCGGGGUCCUGAAGGGAGCCCCGGCGAUGCUCACAGAGGUGCCGAGAGUGGGAACGAAGAGGAGAGCCCUCAGCAGGAAAGUUCUGGGGAGGAGAUCAUCUUGGGCGAUCCAGCUCAGAGUCCAGAAUUCAAGGACCCACCAGAGAUGCCCCCGGAGAGGCCCUCCCAGGACCCCUCAGCCCCCCAGGACCCCCCCUCUCCCCUGGGUCACCCCCACCCCCUGGACCACCAGACUCCUCUUGACCCCCCAACCCCGGAGGUAGUCCCUACCCCGUCUGACUGGACCAAGGCCUGUGAGGCCAGUUGGCAGUGGGGGACCCUGACCACAUGGAACAGCCCCCCGGUGGUCCCUGCCAAUGAGUCCAGCCUGCGGGAGCUGGUGCAAGGCCGCCCCUCCGGGGCCGAGAAGCCCUAUAUCUGCAACGAGUGCGGCAAGAGCUUCAGCCAGUGGUCCAAGCUGCUGCGGCACCAGCGCAUCCACACGGGCGAGCGCCCCAACACCUGCUCCGAGUGCGGCAAGAGCUUCACGCAGAGCUCGCACCUGGUGCAGCACCAGCGCACGCACACGGGCGAGAAGCCCUACAAGUGCCCGGACUGCGGCAAGUGCUUCAGCUGGAGCUCCAACCUGGUGCAGCACCAGCGCACGCACACGGGCGAGAAGCCCUACAAGUGCACCGAGUGCGAGAAGGCCUUCACCCAGAGCACCAACCUCAUCAAGCACCAGCGCUCGCACACCGGCGAGAAGCCGUACAAGUGCGGCGAGUGCCGGCGCGCCUUCUACCGCAGCUCCGACCUCAUCCAGCACCAGGCCACGCACACCGGCGAGAAGCCCUACAAGUGCCCCGAGUGCGGCAAGCGCUUCGGCCAGAACCACAACCUCCUCAAGCACCAGAAGAUCCACGCGGGCGAGAAGCCGUACCGCUGCACGGAGUGCGGCAAGAGCUUCAUCCAGAGCUCGGAGCUGACCCAGCACCAGCGCACGCACACCGGCGAGAAGCCCUACGAGUGCCUCGAGUGCGGCAAGAGCUUCGGCCACAGCUCCACCCUCAUCAAGCACCAGCGGACCCACCUGCGCGAGGACCCCUUCAAGUGCCCGGUUUGCGGCAAGACCUUCACGCUGAGCGCCACGCUGCUGCGGCACCAGCGCACGCACACGGGCGAGCGGCCCUACAAGUGCCCCGAGUGCGGCAAGAGCUUCAGCGUCAGCUCCAACCUCAUCAACCACCAGCGCAUCCACCGCGGGGAGCGGCCCUACAUCUGCGCCGACUGCGGCAAGAGCUUCAUCAUGAGCUCCACGCUCAUCCGCCACCAGCGCAUCCACACGGGCGAGAAGCCCUACAAGUGCUCCGACUGCGGAAAGAGCUUCAUCCGCAGCUCCCACCUCAUCCAGCACCGUCGCACCCACACGGGCGAGAAGCCCUACAAGUGCCCCGAGUGCGGCAAGAGCUUCAGCCAGAGCUCGAACCUCAUCACGCACGUGCGCACCCACAUGGACGAGAACCUGUUCGUGUGCUCCGACUGCGGGAAGGCCUUCCUGGAGGCCCAUGAGCUGGAGCAGCACCGGGUGAUCCACGAAAGAGGGAAGACACCGGCCCGGAGAGCGCAGGGAGACACGCUGCUGGGGCUCGGGGACCCCGCCCUGCUCACCCCGCCCCCUGGAGCCAAACCACACAAGUGUCUUGUCUGCGGAAAGGGGUUCAACGACGAGGGCAUUUUCAUGCAGCACCAGAGGGUCCACAUCGGAGAGAACCCCUACAGAAAUUCCGACGGCCUCGCCGCACACCCAGCCCCCAAGCCUCCUCAGCUCCGACCUCCCAGGCUCCCUUUUGGGGGCAAUUCCUACCCAGGUGCUUCCGAGGGCAGAGCUGAGGCCCUAGGACCGCCCCUUAAAGUGCCCGAGGGGCAGGAGGGCUUCAGCCAAAGGCUGGGCCUGCUCUCCUCCAAGUCCUACAUCUGUUCCCACUGUGGGGAAAGCUUUCUGGAUCGGGCUGUGCUCCUCCAACACCAGCUCACCCACGGCAACGAGAAGCCCCUUCUCUUUCCUGAUUAUAGGAUUGGCUUAGCAGAAGGGGCAGGGCCCAGUCCCUUCCUAAGUGGAAAGCCCUUUAAAUGCCCUGAGUGCAAAAAAAGCUUUGGGCUCAGCUCUGAGCUGCUGCUGCACCAGAAAGUCCAUGCAGGUGGGAAAACGCAGAAGAGUCCAGAGCUGGGCAAGAGCUCCUCCGUCCUCCUGGAGCACCUCAGGAGCCCCCUGGGGACCAGACCCUACAGCUGCUCAGAUUGUGGGGCCUCCUUCCUGGAUCGCCUGGCCCUCAUCCGGCACCAGGAGACACACACCCAAGAAAAGUCCCCCAGACCGGAAGACCCCCUUCCAGAGCCAGACACCCCACCCCCAAGCCAGGAAGGUGAAAGGGAGGCCCCCGCACCCGCAGGGAGCAGCAGCCCUGGGGAAGGGGAAACCCCCAAAACUCUCUCGGAAGAAAAGCCCUAUCUGUGCCCCGAGUGUGGAGAUGGCUUCACAGAGGUCGCAGCCCUCCUCCUCCAUAGGAGCUGCCACCCAGGGGUUGCCCCGUGAAAUGGGUCUGGAGGCCGGGGCCUCUCUCUCCUGAGAGGAACACUAGAUCUCCCCAAAUAUUGUACGAGAAAAGAAAGAAAACCCUAUCAGAUUGUAGACGUGUGGAGGAUAAAGGACCCCGGGUAAAAAUAGUGCUUUUAUAUCAGUGGUAAGAAACCCUAUAAAUUGUUGGUGGGAACCACUUAUAAUGCAGUAGAGAAAAACCGUUGGGUUAGAAACCCUAUAAAUAUGUAGGAAAAAAAGCCCUUUAAGUCUGUAGCAGAAGAUCCCUAUAAACUAUAGUGGAUAAAAGCCCUAUUAAUUGUAGGAUGAGGUCCCGUAUGUCUCUAGACAACCCUAGAAAACUGUACUGAAACCCUUGUAAAACUGUAGGGUCGGGGAAGUGCAGGGACUAUAGCAAUGGCAUUGACUUGGGAGCAGGGACCCUCGGAAGGUGUGAGAGAACCUCCCGUGAACUUGUUCAGCAGUGUCCUCUCCUCCUGGCGUGUGGGAGGGGCUCACCCCAGACGCCUUGGACAGUCACCCUGAGUAAAAUGUGGGGAUUGGAAAAGGAAGCAAACAAAGACAGGACAAAAAUAAGUGAUGAAGAGCCCUCAGAUCCACAGAGGAGAAAUGACCCAGGAACUAGGACGAGAAAGUCCAGCUCAUUGCACUGGGGGUUCCUCGGGGUACAAGGCCAAUCCCAGACAGAUUGUGUGUUAAGAGGUACAGGCCCAUGGAAUUCCUUAGCAGAAAGAAGCCAAAAAUGGGGAAGGAAAAAAAUGCGACGUUGAGCCUUUUAAAGGCUGAUGUUUGGGGUGCAUAUAACUUUAAGUGUAAGAAUACUGGGGAACCACCACAA